CUUGUCUAUGACAAAUCUUACGAAGGCGAGCUUUUCGGAUAACAAUUCAACGUUUAUUAUACUUUGCUCAAUAUUUAAAAGCUAAAAAAGAAGAAACGUACAAGCAUUUAGUUUUAAAAGGUGUUGACAAAAUUAUAGUUCAAGAUGGCAGUGAAUGUGUACUCAACAAAUGUGACAUCGGAAAACCUAUCAAGACAUGAUAUGUUAGCGUGGGUGAACGACUGUCUCCAAUCGAACUUUGCUAAAAUCGAAGAAUUGUGCACCGGUGCCGCGUACUGUCAGUUCAUGGACAUGUUGUUUCCCGGUAGUGUUCCUAUGAAGCGUAUCAAAUUCAAGACGAACUUAGAACAUGAGUAUAUACAAAAUUUCAAAAUACUACAGGCUGCUUUCAAAAAAAUGUCUGUCGAUAAGAUAGUACCCAUUGACAGACUGGUGAAGGGUCGGUUCCAAGAUAACUUUGAAUUCUUGCAAUGGUUCAAGAAGUUUUUCGAUGCUAACUACGGCGGCACGGAGUAUGACGCAAUGGCGCAGCGCGAGGGCCUCCCCAUGGGGCACGGGGCCGCCGGCGCGGUCCCCCGGGCUGCGCCCCCUUCCGUUAAGAAACCGGCGGCGCCCGUCGCUAAAGUCGCCGCUAGACCCCAAACCAUUGGUAAGGCUAAUAGCACAGUGAGAUCACCGCCAGUCAACUUAUCUAGAAUAAAUCAAACUGGUAAAGGUGACUCCAAAAUAAUUGAUGAACUUAACCACCAGAUUAAUGAAUUAAAAGCAACAGUUGAUGGUCUUGAAAAAGAAAGGGACUUCUACUUCGGCAAACUUCGAGAUAUAGAGGUGAUCUGUCAAGAGAUGGAUGAACAACAAAACGCUCCAAUAGUUCAGAAGAUUUUGGACAUUUUAUAUGCAACUGAGGAUGGUUUUGCGCCCCCAGAGGAAAUGGAUGGAGACAACCCCCAUCCUCCUGAAGAAGACGAAUAUUGAAUGUAUAAUAUCUAUGCGUAUCAUAGUGCUCUUUGUAUAUUAUAAACUCGAAAUUAUAUCGCUUACAAUCAUCGAUAGCAGAGUGCUUUGUAUUUCACAGCCAAUGAGUCGUAACAGUGUUAUAGUUAAUAAAUUACCAUAGGACAGGUCUUGUGGUCUCAUGAAGUUCCUAACUUUACAUGUAUGUUUGGAAUUUAUCGAAUGACUACCGGUGAUUCAAUGUUGCACAUAGAUUUGAAUAUUUUUAUCCCAGUGUAUAUAUGUAAGUGGACUUCAAUGCAGUAAUGUACACAUGGCUGUGUCAUACACAAGUGCUUUCUUUUAUUUUUUAGGAGCAUAUUUUCUUGACUGAACUUCUAUUUUAUCUUAUUUUGUUUCGGUAGAAUCAAUAAUUUGAAACAAAGAGUUAUUUGUAUGAAGGAUAGUUUUUUAACGUGCAAUGUGGUGCAGAAAGUGUGCUUAUAUGUAUUGUCUUAAAACUGAUCAUUUAUUUGGGCCCCCGAUGCCUGUUUUAACGUGCAUUUAAUAGAUUGUUAUAAAUGGAAGAGAUUUACUGUUACUUGUUUAAUUGUGUUAUAACGAAAUUUACAGUAAUUAAAUUUGAUCAUAAAAUUACUCAUAUAUUAUACAACUCGUAGAGGAAAGGCGAAUUAGAUCUGAAAACAUUUGAGGUACCUUUAUUGACGAAUACUAAAAUUAAUAGUUGACUUGUUCCGAAACUAGUACCUACGUAAAUUAUAGCUUACGCAAUAUUUACAUGACUACGUUUUAGUUUAAUCGAAUAGGAGACUACCACAUUCGUGCACUAAUAGUAAUUAAUAAUAGAAAAUAUGUCAAUGAUCAGAAUGACUUGUUAAUAGGUUAGGAAGUAUCAUUGCAAUACGUUGCGAUACUGAGUACUGACGACUUGUUGGCGGGGGAGAUGUUAUCGCUGGUUAAAUUUAUAGAUUAUUAAUUUAUUUACUUCAGAAGCAUACAUAAAAUGCCUUAACUGCAAAUAUUAAAUCAUAAUUAUAAAAUAGCCUCUGGAUUUCAGAUUGUGGAAGUCUUAUCAAUAAAUAACUACAUUAAUA
Melitaea cinxia (Glanville fritillary) is the source of this 2048-nucleotide messenger RNA. It is a transcript of the gene Eb1, whose product is annotated as microtubule-associated protein RP/EB family member 1. The coding region runs from base 145 to 975 and encodes 276 amino acids. Gene Ontology annotation, molecular function: microtubule plus-end binding. The record is from RefSeq and is a predicted model, not a curated record. The transcript is spliced from 6 exons. Gene Ontology annotation, biological process: protein localization to microtubule plus-end; spindle assembly; regulation of microtubule polymerization or depolymerization. NCBI's taxonomy places the organism in Eukaryota, Metazoa, Arthropoda, Insecta, Lepidoptera, Nymphalidae. Gene Ontology annotation, cellular component: cytoplasmic microtubule; spindle midzone; microtubule plus-end.